GCCCCCGGGCCGGCGCGCCUGGGCCCGGGCCCCGGAGGAAGCCGGCGGCCCGCGCGGAGGAGGCGGCCGGGAGGAGUUGGAGUGCCCAGGGCUUGAGCAUCGAUCUGACAAGAUCUGAGAUGUAGACACCACCAGGCCAGCUCAGCCCCCCAUUCGGACCGUCCCUCAUCUCUCCCCAUGGGGGUCCUGGGCCUGGGUCCCCCCGAUCCACACCUUCCUCUGCAACAUGAGGACCUGUGAUGUAUUCCACAAGUAGAUGAUGGGAGGAGACCUGGAUAAAGGACCCGGCUGAACCUCUGCAGCCUCCAAGUGCAGCGCCCAUGUGGGCUUCCGGGGCAGACGGCUACAACCUCAGCACCCUCGGCGUUUUUUGGGGCCUCACAGACCACAAGCAGCAGAGAGGGAAUUUGAGAGAACACACGGAGACGGGGCUGGGACGCAGCUGGCUUGAAACCCUGUCCCAGGCAUCCAGGCUGCAGAUCCAGUGGGAGACUGGCCAAGGGAGAACAGGAGCCAGCAGGAAGUAUAUGUAUCAGAGCUCAGGGACAGCUCCGCAUCUCCUGUUUAUUGAGCACCUGCCACAUGCCAGGAGGCGGGUCCGAGAUGGACGAGUACAUGGAGACGCUGAAGGACGAGGAGGACGCCCUGUGGGAGAACGUGGAAUGCAAUCGGCACAUGCUGAGCCGCUACAUCAACCCGGCCAAACUCACCCCCUACCUGCGCCAGUGCAAGGUCAUUGAUGAGCAAGACGAAGAUGAAGUGCUUAGCGCCCCCAUGCUGCCAUCCAAGAUCAACCGGGCAGGCCGAUUAUUAGACAUUCUACACACCAAAGGGCAAAGAGGCUAUGUGGUCUUCUUGGAGAGCCUAGAAUUUUACUACCCAGAACUGUAUAAACUGGUGACUGGGAAAGAGCCCACCCGGAGAUUCUCCACCAUUGUGGUGGAGGAGGGCCACGAGGGCCUCACGCACUUCCUGAUGAACGAAGUCAUCAAGCUGCAGCAGCAGAUGAAGGCCAAGGACCUGCAGCGCUGCGAGCUGCUGGCCAAGUCCCGGCAGCUGGAGGAUGAGAAAAAGCAGUUGACGCUUACACGGGUGGAGCUGCUGACCUUCCAGGACCGGUACUACAAGAUGAAAGACGAGCGGGACAGCUACAAUGAUGAGCUGGUCAAGGUCAAGGACGACAACUAUAACCUGGCCAUGCGCUACGCCCAGCUCAGUGAAGAGAAAAACAUGGCUGUGAUGAGAAGCCGAGACCUCCAACUUGAGAUUGAUCAACUAAAGCACCGGUUGAAUAAGAUGGAGGAGGAAUGUAAGCUGGAGAGAAAUCAGUCUCUGAAGCUGAAGAAUGACAUCGAGAGUCGGCCCAAGAAGGAGCAGGUCCUGGAACUGGAGCGAGAAAAUGAAAUGCUGAAGACGAAGAUCCAGGAACUGCAGUCCAUCAUCCAGGCCGGCAAGCGCAGCCUGCCAGACUCAGACAAAGCCAUCCUGGACAUCCUGGAGCAUGACCGCAAGGAAGCACUGGAGGACCGGCAGGAGCUGGUCAAUAAGAUCUACAACCUGCAGGAGGAGGUCCGCCAGGCUGAGGAGCUUCGGGACAAGUAUCUGGAGGAGAAGGAGGACCUGGAGCUCAAGUGCUCAACCCUGGGGAAGGACUGCGAAAUGUACAAGCACCGCAUGACCACUGUCAUGCUGCAGCUGGAGGAGGUGGAGCGUGAGCGGGACCAGGCCUUCCACUCCCGAGACGAAGCUCAGACCCAGUAUUCACAGUGCCUGAUCGAGAAAGACAAGUACCGGAAGCAGAUUCGUGAGCUGGAGGAGAAAAACGAUGAGAUGCGGAUUGAGAUGGUGCGGCGGGAGGCCUGCAUCGUCAACCUAGAGAGCAAGCUCCGGCGCCUCUCCAAGGACAGCGGGACACUUGACCAGAGUCUUCCCCGGAACCUGCCAGCCACCAUCAUCCCACAGAGCUUUGGGGAUGCCAGCCCCAGGACCAAUGGUCAGGAAGCUGAUGACUCAUCCACCUCUGAGGAGUCACCAGAAGACAGCAAGUACUUUCCACCCUACCACCCACCUCGGCGCAGGAUGAACCUGAAGGGCAUCCAGCUGCAGAGAGCCAAAUCCCCCAUCAGCCUCAAGCGAGCAUCUGAUUUUCAAGUCAAGGGCUUCGGAGACGACACCACAGAUGCCAGCCCCAGCUCUGCCCGCUCUUUGCCCAUCACCAGCUCCUUCUCCAAGAUGCAGCCCCACCGGAGCCGGAGCAGCAUCAUGUCAAUCACUGCCGAGCCCCCGGGCAACGACUCCAUCGUCAGGCGCUGCAAAGAAGACGCGCCACCCCGCAGUGCAGUUGAAGAAGACAAUGACAGCUGCGGGUUCGACGCCUUAGAGCUGGACGAUGACAGUCACGACCGCUACUCCUUCGGCCCUCCCUCCAUCCACUCCUCCUCCUCCUCCCACCAGUCAGAGAGCCUGGACGCCUACGACCUGGAGCAGGUCAACCUCAUGUUCCGGAAGUUCUCUCUGGAAAGGCCCUUCCGGCCCUCGGUCACCUCUGUGGGGCAGGUGCGGGGUCCGGGGCCAUCAGUGCAGCACGCAACAGUCAACGGUGAUGGCCUGUUCACUCAGCUCACUCUGCUGGGGGGCAACGCACGAGGAAGCUUCGUCCACGUGGUCAAGCAGGGCUCGCUGGCCGAGAAGGCAGGACUCCGUGAGGGCCACCAGCUGCUGCUGCUGGAAGGCUGCAUCAGAGGGGAGAGGCAGAGUGUCCCCUUGGACACGUGCACGAAGGAAGAGGCCCGCUGGACCAUCCAGAGGUGCAGUGGCCCUGUCACCUUGCACUACAAGGCUAACCACGAAGGGUACCAGAAGCUGCUCAGGGACAUGGCAGAGGGCCUGAUCACAUCGGGAGACUCCUUCUACAUCCGCCUGAAUCUGAACAUCUCCAGCCAGCUGGAUGCCUGCUCCAUGUCCCUGAAGUGUGACGACAUUGUGCACGUCCGUGACACCAUGUACCAGGACAGGCACGAGUGGCUGUGUGCAAGGGUCGACCCCUUCACGGACCAUGACCUGGACAUGGGCACUAUACCCAGCUACAGCCGGGCCCAGCAGCUGCUGCUGGUCAAGCUGCAGCGCCUGAUGCACCGGGGUAACCGGGAGGAGGCAGACACGGUGCACCACACCCUGCGGGGGCUCCGGAACACCCUGCAGCCUGAAGAGCCGCUUUCAACAAGCGACCCCCGGGUCAGCCCACGCCUCUCCAGAGCAAGUUUCCUCUUCGGCCAGCUCCUCCAGUUCGUCAGCAGGUCGGAGAACAAGUACAAGCGCAUGAACAGCAGCGAGCGGGUCCGAGUCAUCUCUGGGAGCCCUCUGGGCAGCCUGGCCCGUGCCUCUCUGGAUGCCACCAGGCUCUCGGCCGAGAAGCAGGAAGAGCUGGACCCUGAGAGUGAGCUCAGCAGGAACCUCAGCCUGACCCCCUACAGCCUGGUGCGUGCCUUCCACUGCGAGCGCCGCCGGCCGGUGCUCUUCACACCCACUGUGCUGACCAAGACGCUGGUGCAGAAGCUGCUGAACUCGGGUGGCGCCAUGGAGCUCACACUCUGCAAGUCAGAUACUGUCACAAGAGAAGAGUUCCUCAAAAAGCAGAAGACAGAGACCAUCAUCUACUCCCGAGAGAAGAACCCCAACACUUUUGAGUGCAUUGUUCCUGCCAACAUCGAAGCUGUGGCAGCCAAGAACAAGCACUGCCUGCUGGAGGCCGGGAUGGGCUGUGUGCGCGACCUGAUCAAGUGCGGGAUCUACCCCAUCGUGCUCUUCGUGCGCGUGUGUGAGAAGAACAUCAAGCGCUUCAGCUGCUGCCUCGGCCCGAGACAGAGGAGGAGUUCCUGCGUGCCUGCCGCCUGCGGGAGAAGGAGCUGGAGGCACUGCCCUGCCUGUACUCCACAGUGGAGGCCGAGGCCUGGAGCAGUGUCGAGGAGCUGCUGCGUGUCCUCAAAGACAGGAUCUGCGAGGAGCAGCGCAAGACCAUCUGGGUGGACGAGGACCAGCUGUGAGCCCCGGGGCCUAGCAGUGAGCAAAGAGCCACGCGGCAGGGCUCUGCGCCGCCGUGAGAGAGCCCCCUCCGGGAAGCCAGGUGGAUGCACAAGGGCCCCGACUCCGGGCAGGAGCAGGGCUAGUGGCUGCCCGGCCAGUGCGCAGAGAUGGCGAGCAGAGGCCAUGGAGCCCGAGCCCCACGGCCGGCUGGCUCCUCACAGUCCAAGCAGCAGCUGAAUGUAACAUGUGGGAUGCCUGUGCCACCAGCGUGGCAGGGCCCUGGGGACCCACAGUGAGGCACCCUGGACAGGACAGGCCUGUGGGAAGGGGACAGGCGCUGUGCUGGUUCCCUCACAUCACAUGUCUCCACGUCUCUAAUCUCCAUUUCAUCAUUUGCACUUCCACCGUUUGCAGAGGUUUAGCUCUCACCGGCUUCCUAAGCUGUCCACCGCUGAGCUGAGGCUCGGAAGCGGCACGAGGCAAGGACAGGGCAAUGCCUGGGUCUGCACCCUCUGACCUGGUGCAUCCUGACCUGAAAAGAAGUGUAGUCACCUGGGGCAGGCUGUCCCUGCACUGUGUGAGACCCUGCACCCCAGCUGCGGCCCCAGCCCUGAGGCCAGAUGCCCUCAGCACUCCCUACAUGGUAUUGUUUAUUUUCAGUACUGGGAAUCAAACCCAGGGCCUUUGCACUGAGCUGUAUUCCCAACCCUUUUUAUUUUUUAUUUUGAGACAGGGUCUUGCUAAGUCACUAAGUUCCCCAGGCUAGGCUUGAACUUGCAGUCCUCCUGCCUCAGCCUCCCUGAGUGCUGGGAUCACAGGCCUAUGGCACCAUGCCCAGCUCCCCACAUGGUGUUGUCUCUGUCCUCUGCCUUCAUUGUCCCUACCACACAGUCCUCUAGCACGCUUAUUUCCCUUGCCUGGGACCAGGGCAGGUAGCAAAGACCUGCUGUUCUUCUCCUAGCCAGCUUGAGGCAAACUUGCCAACUAUGACCAGAUUGGGCCCAGCCAAAUCAGGCCAGGCCCACCCCAGCAGAGCACCACCCCAUGUGUUCAGGAAGGUGGUAGAACUGUGGGAGCAGCUGUGAGCUGACACUGCCUUCCUUUCCACAGAAACCUGAUUUUACCCUGAACAUCCAUGUAUACAGCUAAAUGACCAUAUGUCCCAGACUCCCUUGCAGCUAGAGCUAGUUAAGGAAAGGAAAGCCUUCAAAGAAAAAAAACAGACAGGGCUUCCCUUCCUUUUUCGGCCUGGGGUGCAGCAUGAUGGCUGGAGCUGUAACAGUCAAAUAGGAGUCGGAAUUUUGAGGUGACUGUGCAGAUGGAAAUCCCUGAGCAGAAGAUGAUGGGAGUGGAAAGAGCCAGAGUCACUGCUGACGUUUGGGAGCUGGGACUGCUGCUUGGUUUCUUUUACAUGAGGCAGAAAUAAAUAUUUAUCUUGUGUUAA
Heterocephalus glaber (naked mole-rat) is the source of this 5467-nucleotide messenger RNA. Lineage: Eukaryota; Metazoa; Chordata; Mammalia; Rodentia; Bathyergidae. The record is from RefSeq and is a predicted model, not a curated record.